AAUGAUAAGUCUUUAAAAAGCAGUUUUGAAACUGAUUUUAAGUGAAGAUUUAACAUAUAACACGCGUUUGUAUUAUUCUUUUACCGGUAAUUCUGAGUUAAUGCGGUGCAGAGACCUGGUUAAAAUGAAUGAAUGAAUCAUACCAUCAGGUGGCGCAAAGGGAUAUGUCACGAAUUGUUAAUAUUAAAGUCAUUAAUGUUUUCACAUGGCGAAAGGAAAAGAGCAAGGAAAUCACUUUCACCAAGAGCUUUUUGGGGGUUAAUUUAAAUCUAAAACGGCGAGAAUAAUCCAAUAUCAGGAUUAAAAACCUUACAGGAGGGAGGAUUGUUGAUUAAUAAAGCAGAUUGAGUGAUUUUGCGCUGAGUGCCUCCUAUAGGCUGGCCUCUGGUGUUCUGCCGAGGAUCUCUCUCUGCUACUCGACUUUCUGGAUCAUUUUAUUGGAAGAUGGAGUUUGGGGAAAGGAAGAGGAGAAGAAAGUCUCAGAGCUUCAAACUGGUGACGGAUGAAGAUUUGGACUCUUCAUACGUGAUGAAUUCCAGCUCAAGAGAUGUGAAUGGCCAAAUUUGGAUGGGGGACGAGAGCAUGGGAAUCAAGAAACAGAUCACUGGAAUGAUGAGGCUCCUGGGUGAUAAGACUGGAAGCUUCCCUCUGUGCUCAGAGGCAGAACAUAACGGCUCAACAAAAGAUGGCAAAGUGACCUGUAGACACACACCUUCAAUUUUAUCGUUUGUGUCGGAUGGUAGACAGAGCCAAAGCUGGAACUCAGUAGGGGGCACAGAGCCUCCACCAUCAUCCACAUCAACAUCACUAGCAAAUGGUCCAGGCUGUGGCCAACAGAGUACCUGCUCCAGAGGGCUCACAAAUGAAAACACAACAAAGGAUUUAAUAAAACCUGUUGCAACAAAAGCAGAUGGGCUUCAUCCUCCUGUACCAGAGAUCCCCUGCUGCAUGUGUAACUGUAAGGGCACCCUACAGGCGAUACUGCAUGAGUUGCGAGCAAUGAGGAGGAUAAUGCAGAAUCAGAAAGGAACUUCUGCAAGACGGGAGCAAGCUAAAUCAUUUCAAUCUUACAUCAGCCUGGGUUCAGCUUCAUGCCGCAAAGCCCAGAAGAGAAAGGUGGCUCCACUAAGUGUCUGCAGCACAAGAAGAAAGGCUCUUUCUUGUCUGGGGGCUUCUCACCAGAAAGACAAAUCUACAGAAGCUGCAAAGAAAGAAGAAUAUGAGAAACUAGAGUCAUGUACAAUUUCCGGGGAUGUUCCUGAACUACUACCUCAGAAUGACCAAGUAGCAGACUGUGUCAAAAAAAGUUCUCUUCUGAAUCAACUAAGGGAACAUCAAGCAUUGGAGUCUGAGGUUCGUCUUGCUGAAGAUUAUGAUGUUUUCAUCUCAAAGGCCCAGCUAGACUCCAUUUUGAUUAACUAUACACGUUCUGGCAGCCUGCUGUUUCGCAAACUGGUAUGUGCCUUUUUUGACGAUGCUACUUUGGCAAACUCUGUGCCAAAUGGCAAAAGGAAGCGAGGGCUCAACGACAACCGAAAGGGUUUGGAUCAGAACAUUGUCGGUGCUAUUAAAGUGUUUACAGAGAAGUACUGCACUGAACACAGAAUAGAGAAGCUGCCUGGACCUCGAGACUGGGUGCAGAUUCUUCAAGAUCAGAUCAAACUUGCUAGGAGAAGGCUGAAAAGAGGUUUUCUGCUAUUUGUCAUUAAUGCUACUAGUUUUACAUCGUAUAUAUUAUCAACCAAAUCUUCCAUUUGUCUCAUCAGACUACAGUUACUUUAAGAUGUUUUAAUGUCUUUGUUUAUCUUUGGUCAGUGCUUGUUAUUGAUGUCAUUUUUAAUACGGAGUUAUGAACACUAAUCCGAACCGAGGAAACUAAGCCUGCAAUGUUUUACAUAUUGUUAAAAUAUUGUGGUUAAUGACAGUGAACAGAUUUCAGAAGGGGCCAAAUACCUUAUAAUUAUCUAAG
Messenger RNA from Cyprinodon tularosa, 1969 nucleotides. RefSeq names its product BEN domain containing 7 (gene bend7). The record is from RefSeq and is a predicted model, not a curated record. The transcript has 8 exons. Lineage: Eukaryota; Metazoa; Chordata; Actinopteri; Cyprinodontiformes; Cyprinodontidae. Gene Ontology annotation, molecular function: DNA binding. Bases 445 to 1782 code for a protein of 445 amino acids.